Mycena indigotica is the source of this 1464-nucleotide messenger RNA. RefSeq names its product GPI transamidase component PIG-S. Gene Ontology annotation, biological process: attachment of GPI anchor to protein. NCBI's taxonomy places the organism in Eukaryota, Fungi, Basidiomycota, Agaricomycetes, Agaricales, Mycenaceae. Gene Ontology annotation, cellular component: GPI-anchor transamidase complex. The transcript has 7 exons. Bases 1 to 1464 code for a protein of 487 amino acids. The record is from RefSeq and is a predicted model, not a curated record.
AUGCCUCCGCACGUCCACCCACCAAAUACGGCGCUGCGCGACCCAUCCUCUUUAUUCUACCAGAAAGAGUCCAACAGGAGACUCAUAAUCGCGGCCUACUGGGUUGUGCUCAUUGCCGCGCUUCCAAUCUGGUGGAAAACGACAAGCAUAGAGCGACUUUCACUCCCAUCAUCCCGGGUUAAUUCACAAGCAGCAAAACAACUACGUUUGCCAAUAGAAAUCGCCUUAGAAGACGUCUCUCUUGUUAAACAUCUCCAGCAAGAACUAGAUCAACGCAGAGAGCAAUCACCCUUGGUGUGGAAUGGGUUGGACGUAACUGUGCAAAGUAAGACGGAGAAUGGAUCAUACACUAUUGUUCAUGACGACAAUAGAGUUGUUGCCAGCGAGCGGCGAUUAACAUUUCCGUUGAGAAAAACGACCGUACCUGCCCUCGCGGACACAUUGACUGGUCUCCUGGUUCCGCGCUUAAACUCUCACCGUGUUGCGCACUAUGCUCCCCGGUAUCGUCUUGCAUUCACAUUGCUGAACGAGGAUGCAGCAGCUGGAGACACGAUCAACGGUUGGGAUAUUUCGAAGGCAAUUUCUGACCAUCUCUCGCCCAUCUUCGACGCGUUGUCUGUCCUCCACAAUUUCACCGUGGAAAGCCAAGUCCAGUUCCACGCACCGUUGGCAUUUUCUCCUCGAACUCUUUCUGAAGGUGUCGGCUUGACGCCUGAGGAUCUGACUGUGUUUGUCAACUCUGCGGAAUGGACUCUGUCAUCAAGCGUGUCCAAUGAUCCUGUUUUGCACUUCCUCGUAUUUGUACCUUCAGCCACUCGUCGACCAAUGUACAUCCUCAAUUCGCAAGGAGAACCAACUUCUGCCAACUCUUUCCUCUUGCCUCAAUGGGGCGGAAUUAUCAUUUACAAUCCACCAGCAGAAGACACACUCCAGUCCCCCAUGCGCCCACUCCCCCCAACCGCCCUCAACACCAUAUUUUCCAAAUUUGGCAAGCAGCUUUUGGCCCUUCUGGGUGUCGCGCGCCUGCCAGCAGGAGUCGACAACUCACACACCGGCAUUCUGACAGGCUGGCAACUCGACGCGCUCCUCCGGCGCCGGGCGUUCGAAAACGCUGCCGAGGCCGCAGAAACACUGCAGAGCAUUGUCAAACUCGUCAAUCAAAUCGAAAACAUGCCUGUUGGCCAGGACGUGCGAGGCGAUGUCCAGGAUUCGCUGGACGCACUUGAUCGGAUAUAUGCCUCCCCAAUCAAGUCGCUCAACGCAACUUUGCAACACUCUGCGAAUGCCUUGACGUUGGCUUCGAGAGCAUUCUUCAACCCGGGAAUGCUGGCGCUCUUGUACUUCCCCACAGAACACAAGUUCGCGGUUUAUAUGCCGCUCUUUGCCAGUGCGGUCAUCCCACUUCUUGCAACAGCUGUCCGAGAAAUUGCUGCGUGGAGGCGACAGAGACGGGAGGCGCCCUAG